GUUGUUUACGGAAAUUGGGAAAAUCAAGAGACCACGCCGUGAGGGCACAUUUCCCGCCAACUAGGGUACACCUACGUGAUGCUUUUCGGCGGCAAACAAUCGUGAGGAUGUUACCAACUCAGUGAUCAGGAGUAUCAAGGCUUCAUCGAGUCCUCUGGGUCUUCUCGCCGAGAGCUGGGUCACAACGUGCGGAUUGUGUUUAUUUAUGUGAAGACAAUUUUUGGGUUUCGGGGGCUGUUUGUGCCGUGGGAGUGCGUCUGGGGAGCAUCUCUGGGGGAGGACAUCGGAUUGAGGGGUUUUUCGCUCCGGGAGAAUGCUGAGUGUCACGACGGCCACGGUCCACCGGGCUAUGUGUCCGGGGACACCUCAAAACACUACACCAGAGCGAAAGGAUCGAUCCUGGAGUUGCGACUACAACGCGAUCUCCAAGCGCCGCUGCAGAGCGACGACAUCAAGAAAAAACCUCUCCCUCCGCCUGAGCGACCCCCUCGAACUGAACAUCGAGGUCUCCAGUCACCCAAUCGCCGCCGACAAGACACCAAAAUCAAAAAUCCCAAUCUCCAAGAUCCACUCGAACACCAUAAGCACGUCCAAGCCACGAAGACAUGCGGUGACACUGCUGAAGCAAGAAAAAACCCCGACGCACAGUCUCUGCGUCAACCCCGUGUCCAAAGAGGCGUCUCAAAAGGCUGCUGAAGCUGAAUCCAGCUCCAAGGAAUCGACUGGUGAUGGACUCGCCGACAAGUCUUCAGAGGCUGUUCCUCAGCCAAAGAUCCAGUCCCCAAACGAAGUCGAUGGGAAAUCAAUUGAGGAAAAAGAGAAGAAAGACGAGGAAAAAAAUUAUGAUGAGAAAAAUCCUGACGAAAAAGCAAAACCUUCUCCCCAAGGACUCAGCAGUUCUCCAUUGGAGGCUGGGGGAAAGCGCAAGCGAGGGUCAGAGUCCAGAAUGUCAGCAGCUAUCAAGAUGUUGAAGUCAGAUGACAAUGAUGUUGAUUAUUCCAAGCGCAGGCCUGCUCUGGACUCGACAAUCGAGGAGUCGCAGCCAGACGAGGGCAUAAAUGUCCCCAGGAAUGACCUCUCGGAGGGCACCAGCCCCUCGGAGAGCCAGCUCCAGGGGGACAAUUGGAACAGCGAGGAGAACUGGAAUAAACUGCAGGAGGAGAACUGGAAUAAAAUUCAGCAGGAGAACUGGGAGUACAAUCAGCAGGACAACUGGGUGAAUCCAUACUGCGAACGCCAGGAGAUCUGGCACAAUCCACAGACCAGCAAUUGGGACAAUUGGGACGACGGCAGUGCCCCAGUCCCCGCCGAGGAUCCAUUCGACCAGCUACAGCCUGAGGAGCCCUUCUACAUGACUGGGUUUCCAAAUCCACCAGCGGAAAAUCGGUGCUGGCUCAAUGCCACUCUGCAGACGAUCUUUGCGCUACCUCUGGUGGAUCCCCUGGGGAGGCUCGACAUGACCAGGUGCUCCAUGCUCACCAAGACACUCAUGGCUAUUCAGUUGUUCUGGAGGAGGGGGGCUGCUGACAGGGAGAAGACCUAUCAAACUGUCGCUCGAUUCAAAAACCAAUUGGACAUCCUGGACGACACCUACUCGUCCUACCGUCAGCAGGACGUCUCCGAAUUCCUGAUGAAGCUCCUGAAUCACGUGAAGAACGACUGUGAGAAAAUAAUCAAAGAGAUGAAGAGCCCUGACGAGACUGAGAACGUUCCCGAAGCGAGUGUCGUAAAAGCCACUCAGAGAUCCCCCCAGACGCCGCUGAAACGUCCACCACUUGCCCAAAUUUCCCCCUUCAAGAGCAGAAAUGAUUGCAGUGAUGUCUCCGCAUGCAGUCCAAAGUCCCACGAGUCCACUGAGGAAUCAUCGGAGUCCAUUCUGAAUCCCAUCGACGAGUUCUUCCUCCUCCCCAUGAUGGAGCGCUAUGUCUGCCAGAACUGUCAUAAACACCGUCAGCGCAAGGUCGACAACAUGAUGCUGUACGUCGAUCUACCGGAGAACGCGACUGACCCCAUCGAACUGGCUGAUGCCAUUGGAAAAAGCCUCGAGCCUGAGGACAGAACUCUCACCUGUGGCAAGUGCAAAUGCGAGAAGCACAAGCUCUUCACCACCUUCAGAGGACUUCCAAAUGUGCUCAUUGUGCAGAUAAAUCGGUAUGGAAUGAGUGAUGGAUACGUCGCCAAGAUGAAUUCCGUUGUUCAUAUUUCUGAGAUACUGGAGAUCAGCACUGACGAAGGAAAAAGUGAGGAUCGACAGUGCCAGAAAUUCAUUCCAGUGUGUAUAAUAGCUCACGUAGGCAGUGCAAUGGACUGUGGGCAUUACACAAGUUAUGUGAAGCACGGUGACCAGUGGUUUCAUUACAACGACAUGAAUGUAACGCCAAUGUCAACGAGUGAAGCCCUCACAGCUGCUCAAACCACUGCCUAUCUCGUAUUCUUCGUGAAUGCCGAUCUUCUCCCCAAGUCCCCGAGCCUCGAGGACGGGCUGGAGGAAGUUUCCCGAUAGCAUUUGGCUCAGAUUGUCAUUUACGUCCCACUCGUCUCGAUUAUCAGAGACGAUUACUGGGACUGGAAUUUGCAAUUUGUUGGUGUCUUGUCACUUGUGGACUGGACGUUGAAUUUAACUGGAUCCAACGGAUCUCUCGACGGAUCUGUACACCUGGAGGAUCUACUGCGACCUAUAUCUCGUGCCUUCAAUCAAUUUUAGCUAUUUUUUCCUACCAACAUCCUCAUUGUAUUCAGAUUUUUUUCUCUUAGGUAUAGGUGUACAUAUCGAUUCAUUCAUCUUUGAGUAUAUGGAAUCCUAGAGUUUUUAGUGAUUGAUGUUCAAUUCAGAGUCAUUGUAUUUUUCUGUCUGUAAUAAGAGAAAUUUAUCAAACUGAUUUUCAAUAAAUUAUGCAAUUUCUGAAGGUUUUCA
Messenger RNA from Diachasma alloeum, 2914 nucleotides. RefSeq names its product ubiquitin carboxyl-terminal hydrolase 8. The transcript has 4 exons. Gene Ontology annotation, cellular component: nucleus; cytosol. Gene Ontology annotation, biological process: protein deubiquitination. Gene Ontology annotation, molecular function: cysteine-type deubiquitinase activity; cysteine-type endopeptidase activity. The record is from RefSeq and is a predicted model, not a curated record. Lineage: Eukaryota; Metazoa; Arthropoda; Insecta; Hymenoptera; Braconidae. Bases 314 to 2503 code for a protein of 729 amino acids.